Dendronephthya gigantea is the source of this 788-nucleotide messenger RNA. RefSeq lists its product as uncharacterized. The record is from RefSeq and is a predicted model, not a curated record. Bases 46 to 762 code for a protein of 238 amino acids. NCBI's taxonomy places the organism in Eukaryota, Metazoa, Cnidaria, Anthozoa, Malacalcyonacea, Nephtheidae. The transcript is spliced from 3 exons.
AACAAAUUGGAAAUAUCUGGCCAUUUUUAAAUAAAAGUUCUUGAAAUGUCGAGCUCUAGUUCAUUUUCGAGUGUGAAUAGCAAUACUGCUACCAUUAUGCCAUAUGAAAUGGAAGACGAGCGUAAAGAAAGCGAGAAAUGCGACGCAGAAUUCGAUCCUGAUAUUCCGGAGGACAGCCAAAUGGAUGACAACACAGACCCCGAGGCCUACUUUGACGAACCUAUCGCGGAUAAUGUUUGGCUAGAAAAUUAUAACAGAGCGCGGGAAGAAAAUAACCAAACAAUGGCAGAACUAGAACUCCGCUGGAAUGGAAGAAAAACUUUAACUUCCUGGUGCAGUUGUGGUAACUGUAGCAUUGAAAUGCUGCAAAAUGCUAAAGAGUGUCGUUGUUGCCACGAAAUCGAGGGUUGCGCAAAAUUUAUUGAUGACUUUUCUGAGGAGUCAAGUGAGGAACAGAAAUUGACUUGUAUAGUUAAUCAUCCUGGUUUUCCAGCUGUUUGCUUAAACAGAUGGUCGUUGGAGCUUGCUGCUGACAAUUUCAAAACCCGUCAGGGUCAUAGAUAUAAGCAAAGUGGCUCAAAACAAAGAUUUCUGAGAGUUGUUGCCUAUCGACAAUUUACUCGCAUGGUGCAUGGCCGAUUAAGGGACAAAAGAAUUCCAUUGCCUUCUUGUGCAUACAAUGCUAUACGUUUAACACAUAAACCCAUGGAUGGUGCAUUCACUGGCUAUGAAGAACUGGAGACAGAUGAAGAAAGCGAAUAAUAUUGCUUUGGUUCAAAUGUAAAUUG